GUUUGAGAUUUGUAAGAAGAAGAAAAAUCUUUGCUACUAACAGAGCCACACACACAAAUCAGAUAACAUGCAAAGAUGGAAUUAGCUCUUUAACCACUCAAAUUGUAGCAAAUAUGAGCAUCUGCAAGUUCAACUCCCCUGGUUGAAACUGCAAUCACCAAGAUGACCUAAAUGUUAACAGCAAGUGAAUACAGCAACCACAGCCGGCAGAAUCAGCCAAUAACAGGGCCUGCCGAGCUGAACUUGCCAAGAGUGUUAUGGAUCCUGUCUUCCACCUUAGAGAAGCUGGUAGCUCGCAAUGAAAAGCUUGUGGAUGACCUGAACCAGCAACUAGAUAAACUGAGCUGUGACUCGGUAAGAUUAGGGAAGAGCUUGAAUGCAUUCCAUGGCGUAAGAGCGCCAGGCAUAAGCAUACCUAAGUACUUGGAGAGGAUAUACAAGUACACUAAUUGUAGCCCUUCAUGUUUUGUGGUUGGCUAUGUGUAUAUAGACAUGCUGAAUCACAAGCACCCUGAUUCUCUAGUCUUAUCCUUGAAUGUGCACAGGUUGCUAGUUACCAGUGUCAUGGUUGCUUCCAAGAUGCUAGAUGAUGAACAUUAUAACAAUGCGGUAUAUGCUCGAGUAGGAGGAGUAAGCAAUGCUGAACUGAACAAACUUGAAUUAGAGUUACUCUUUCUGUUGGAUUUUAAAGUUAUGGUAAGCACUCGGGUUUUCGAGAGUUACUGUUUACACUUAGAAAAAGAGAUGCUUGUAAAUGGCACAGGCUUGAAGAUUGAAAGGACAUUGUCACCUAAAUCUAUUGAGACUGAAAUAUUAGUUGAAGAUAAGCAAAGCUCUUCCCCACCUCCAAUUGUGGAUUAUGGACUGACAUAAACCCCUUUUUUCUUUCUGUUGUCAAUUUUUGGGUCCCUUGUUCUCUUUAGUCCUUUUUCACUUCAUGGCGAAGCAAUUAUUGAAUUAUUCAUUGGCCAAUUUCUUAUUUAUAUGAAUAUGACUCAUACAAACUUUGUCAAAUUUGGCUAUAAAGUUGUAACAAAACACCACUGUAUUCUUCUCUUUUCUUUA
Molecule: messenger RNA, 1065 nt
Organism: Trifolium pratense (red clover)
Lineage: Eukaryota; Viridiplantae; Streptophyta; Magnoliopsida; Fabales; Fabaceae
Product: cyclin-U1-1-like
Exons: 2
Coding region: 172-873 (233 amino acids)
Biological process (GO): regulation of cyclin-dependent protein serine/threonine kinase activity
Molecular function (GO): protein kinase binding
Source: RefSeq, a predicted model, not a curated record